AUGGGUGGCAAGUGGGAGGUCGCUGUGAAAUCAACACAGCAUCACCUCAGGAGGACCAUCGGGACCUCGACCUUGACGUACGAAGAAUUUACGACUCUUCUGACUCAGGUCGAGGGCCUACUCAACUCUCGGCCACUCUGCCCACUCACCAAUGACCCGCAAGAUACAUCAGCCCUGACACCGGGGCACUUCAUCAUCGGGGAGCUGCUCACAACGGUUCCUGAACCAUCACUCCAGCAAAUCACGACGGACAGACUCAACAGGUGGCAAAUUAUCACUCAGAGGAUCCAGAACUUCUGGGAGCAUUGGGCACGAGAGUGCAUUCAUCGAUAUCAGCAAAUCUAUCGGUGGAGACAUCCAAAAAACGAAAUUAACAUUGGUUCGUUGGUCCUCAUCAUGGACGAACGGGAACCGCCAGCUAAAUGGCCCCUCGCCCGAGUCAUCAAAAUUCAUCCAGGGCACGACCAUUUGACAAGAGUUGUCACACUGAGGAAAGGGCAUCAGGAAAUUCAACGGGCAAUUCACAGACUAGUUCCAUUGCUCAUCAACGCAGACCUACUAGAGGAUCAACAGUGA
Molecule: messenger RNA, 576 nt
Organism: Diachasma alloeum
Lineage: Eukaryota; Metazoa; Arthropoda; Insecta; Hymenoptera; Braconidae
Exons: 1
Coding region: 1-576 (191 amino acids)
Source: RefSeq, a predicted model, not a curated record